This is a messenger RNA of Dimorphilus gyrociliatus, 3497 nucleotides long. NCBI's taxonomy places the organism in Eukaryota, Metazoa, Annelida, Polychaeta, Dinophilidae. The record is from the annotation of a GenBank genome assembly.
UGGAAAGACGUUACCCUCGCACGUCUCUUUUUUCCAGAUAUGCUCCUUCUUCUAUUUGCUCUACCUUUAGCUUCUUCCAGUCAAAUUGUUCUUUUACUUUCGAUGGAUCUCAAUUCGUCAAUGCAAAGCUUCCAUAUCAGCAGUAACUAUACCAAGAUUUUCAUGGAGGAUAAUUGGAAAUAUUUAGAAGAUACUAUUGUGAUAAAGAAUGAGCAGAACUUUUCAAUUAUUAUAGGACCACCUUUUGAAAGUCUAUGCAUUCCUUUAGCAUCAUUAGCAACCGUCUGGAACAUACCUCUGAUUUCUUAUUCAUGCUCUGAUAUUAAAUUAUCGAACAAACGAGAAUUUCCGACCUUCGUUCGAACUAGAUCCACCAUCCUCAGAACAACGGAUAUUGUAUGGAAGAUGUUACUGAAAUUUGGAUGGUCUAGGGUCGUUAUAUUGGCUCCAUCCUGCGAUCCAUUUUCUAGUACGGCGGAAGUUCUUGAAGAGUUUUUAACUUUGAAAAGCAUAAAAGUUUACCGUUCAGAUUUUUUUAAGACAACCUUCUACGAAGAAAAGAAAAAGAUCGAGGUAAAACGAAAUGAGCUGCUCAAAGCAAAGGAUUUGGCUCGUAUAUUUAUUAUUAUAGCUGAUGAACAGGGAACAUAUUCAGCUUUAGCCGAAUCCCUCUUUAUUGGUCUUUACAAGGCCGAAUAUGUCUUUAUGUCGAUCGAUUUUGAUGAGACUCAACUACAAUUAAACAAUAGCUUCAAUGGAUUUUUGAAUAUUCGUGCAAAGAGAGGAUCUCGAAGUGAUUUGCUCAAAGAUGCUAUAAGUCUAUUUGAAAGAGCGUCUAUAGAAGCUAAAAACGAUAAUCUUAUGAAAUAUUUACUAAAUAGCUCAUAUGGAGAUGGAAUAACCACCGACCAAAACGGUGAUAUCGUAACUGAUCGAGUUAUUUUAAACUACUGGAAUGGAAGUUGGAAAGAAGUUUUUAACCAAUCAGUGGAUAAACAGGAAAUAGUUCGUACUGGACCAGAAGUAAUUCAUUGGCCAGGUGGCCUAAUUAAACCUCCCAUUGGGGAACCCGACUGUGGAUGGAACGGAGAAAAGUGUACAAGUUCAACCUGGAUAGUUGGAGCUGUAAUACCUGCUGUUAUCCUCUUAUCGCUAUUACUAGGCUUUUCCGUUUAUAAAAUUAAUAGAAAAAUGAAACUAUCUGCCGAAUUAGCAAGUACUGCUUGGAAAAUCACAUUCGGAGACUUGGACAUGUCAAAAAUGCAUAGCAAAUCUAAUUUUGGUAGUAGGCUGAGUAGGGAUUUCGAUGAUAGCACUGAAAAUGUGGAUCAAACGUUGGCCAAAGCCAAGCAGAAACUAAAGAAGACGCCUUCUGUGGUAAAGGGUUUCGCUGUAUCCGAAGACCUUCGAAGCACGUCACAAAAGUCAUCGGCCGAGACCGAACUACGUAAGCUAAACAAUCAACCGCAAAUAUUUACCAAGAUUGGUCGAUAUCAAGGGAAUAUUGUCGCCGUUAAGAUGAUACAGAAACCGUAUAUUUAUCUAACUGAUGAGAUAAUCCACGAAUUAAAUGCUGUUCGGAAGUUACGACACUCGAAUCUUAAUCCAUUUAUAGGAGCCUGCAUAGAACCAAACAAAAUUUGCGUUGUUAGUCAGUAUUGUAAUAAGGGCAGUUUGCAAGAUGUUCUAGAGAAUGAUAAUAUUAAAUUGGAUUGGAUAUUCCGACUAUCCUUUUCUCACGAUAUCGCUCAAGGAAUGGCUGCUAUUCAUGACAGUCCUAUUAAGUAUCAUGGGAGGUUAAAAAGUUCAAAUAUAUUAGUUGAUUCUAGAUGGACGUGUCAUAUUGCUGAUUUUGGUUUACGAAAAUUUCGAGAAGGAGAAAGAUUAUACAACUUCGGAGAUCCUGCUUAUUAUUAUCAGUUGUUAUGGACGUCUCCUGAACAUCUAAGAGAGGAUGACGCGAAUAGAACAGGAAGUCCGAAGGGAGACGUAUAUAGUUUCUCUAUUAUCUUACAAGAAAUAAUCCAGAGAUCUGGUCCGUGGGGAAAUAGUUCGGAAGAUACAGCUGAGAUAGUUCGCCGUGUUAAGAGAAGUGAGCAUCCAGUUUAUAGGCCAAAAGUUUUUCCGAACGAAGGAGAGGAGGAAAUCUGCGAUUUAAUGAGACUGUGUUGGGAAGAAAUUGGAGCAUUUCGACCAAACUUUAUUACUAUUAGAGACUCAUUGACAAAGAUGAACAAAGGGAGGUAAGUUAAAUUGAGAAGUACUUCCCACAUACAGGAAUUAAGUUGAGCGGAAGUUUUACCUUAUUACUUUCCAUUGUUAGGAGAACCAACUUGGUAGAUCAAAUGAUGACAAUGAUGGAAAAAUACACCGACCAUCUUGAAGAUCUUGUUGAUAGUAGGACUCAACAACUGGCGGAGGAACAGAAGAAGACCGAAGAACUUUUAGGUCGUAUGCUACCCCGUCAGGUGGCUGAUCAAUUGAAGCUUGGUAAAACUAUAGCCCCUCAAUUAUUCGAAAAAGCGACAAUUUUCUUUAGUGAUAUUGUCGGUUUUACUGCUUUGGCAGCAUCUAGUACCCCUUUACAGGUUGUUGAUUUCUUAAACGACCUCUAUACGACCUUUGAUAAUAUAGUGGAAACUUUUGAUGUUUACAAAGUUGAAACAAUUGGCGAUGCCUAUAUGGUUGUUUCUGGCCUACCCACUCCUAAUGGCGAACGACACGCCGGAGAAAUAUGCACCAUGGCUUUGGAAUUACUAUCCUCUGUAAAACAAUUUAAGAUACGACAUUGUCCUAACAAACAGUUACAAUUAAGGAUUGGUAUUCAUUCUGGAUCGGUUGUUGCUGGAGUAGUAGGAUUAAAGAUGCCUAGAUACUGCCUUUUCGGUGAUACAGUAAAUUAUGCAUCCAGAAUGGAAUCAAACGGUCUGGCUUUAAGAAUUCAUAUAAGUCCAGAAUGUAAAAAAAUUCUCAACAGCCUAAAAGGUUAUAUAGUGGAAGAAAGAGGUGAAAUUAUGCUAAAAGGUAAAGGAAUAGUCCGAACCUAUUGGCUUCUUGGGAAAGAAGGAUUUAAUAAAGAGUUACCGGAUGUUAGAGAGGCCGCUCCUUUAGCAGAACAUGAGUUUAAAUAAAACAUUUUCUUAUUAAAUACUACACAAAAUUCCGCAAAAGCACAUAACAAUAAUGUUACAGUUAAAAUUUACGAAUAAAUUGCUCUUUUCUUUAUUAUUAAUCCAUAAUUCAAUGUAUUCUCUCUCACUCUCUCCUCCCUUUUUUUUUCAAAAUUAUAUUACUAUACUCUAAUAUAAAUCAUCUCCUAGCUAAUAGGUCAAUUCAAUAAAAUCCUAUUAGAGAGAAAAAUUCCUUAAGUAUAUCUUCUUUUUUUUUUAAGGGACUUGUAUAUUUUCUCUCUAUUUAUCUACACAAAUAUCAAUAUAUUCGUACUAGACCUAUUUUUAGUGAAAGGAAAAGGAGAUUAUUAUAUAUAUAUAUAAUAA